Molecule: messenger RNA, 1622 nt
Organism: Seminavis robusta
Lineage: Eukaryota; Bacillariophyta; Bacillariophyceae; Naviculales; Naviculaceae
Source: the annotation of a GenBank genome assembly
UAAAUUCGACUGAGAUCGAAGCGGAUCGUUCGGCCCGCUCUCAAUUUUGGAGCCAAGAAACCAAUGCUGCCGCUUGGCUGAUGAGAGGACUGUCACUCCAUGGUCCUCUGGAAAAUCUCAUUUCAUCCUCAGCACCAUCUCCAUACUAGCUAGUACAGCCACUUGACGACACCAUGGCACCCAAGGAACAGGCUCCCGACGAGGAACAAGAAGAGCAUGAUGAAGAAGAACAAGGGACGCGUCGAACUCGACGUCGACGCCAGAACAAGAAGCUGAAAAUGGGGGCGGAUUCUGGCUUGACAGAAGACGACCGCCGUAGAUUGAGGGCCGAGCAGCGCUCAUUGGGCAAGGAAUUGCAGACUGGUCCCAUGGACGAAGAUGACGGCGGUCAGUGGGUGGAACGAGCACGAGAGAAGAACAAUGAUCUCUUUAAGAAUGUCCGUUUCACUCGAGAAGCUGUGCUUGACGCGGAAAACGCCAACAGCAUUUCACAGCAUGUCUCGAGUCAGAUCAACAAUAUGGUGACUGUCCCUCGCUACAAACCAACUAGUUUGAUCAACAGCUUACAGAAAAAAUUGACUGCAGGAUCCGCCGGCACUUCGUAUUUUGAUUGGAAAACCUUGGGCGAGGAAGUGGGGGUCUGCUUCCGCUCUCUGCCUAGCUGUGUCAAUUUUCUGGUGGGUCCCUUGGAAAAUGGUCGCGUCCCCAUCAAAAAGGCCCGUGCCGUUCGCAAGCGCAAAUCAAUUGCGGAGGAGGAGACUUUGGAAGAGCAAAAGCCAGAGGAAAUGAGCAAAAAGGCCAAGAAAAACGCCGAUCAAUUGUCUCAAGCCGAACGAGAUUUGAAAAAAAUGGACAAAAUCUUGCAGGAACGAUCGCAACAGGCUGCGCAAGAAAACAGAGCCAAAUAUGACGAGGUCAAGGCUACACAGCCAGAAUUGCGAAAUGCGGCCAGGGUGGAGCUGCAAGAGAAGGGUAGCGAAGUCGAGCUGGUGCCGUUCUUAUUCAACCCCAAGUCCUUCACUCAGACGGUCGAGAACAUGUUCAACUAUUCCUUUUUGAUCAAGAAAGGCUCCGCAUCAAUUCGCAUGCGCAAACCUCUUGCGCCACUGAGUGAGUCCAGUGCUCCUUUGGGUUUGGAUUCGGCGGGCUGCUUCAUUGCUCCCGUCGAUGAACGUCAGGAUCAUGAUGGGACGGCCAAACAAUGCGUGCUUUCUUUCACAAUGAAGGACUGGGGCCGACUCUGUGAGGCCUAUGAGCUCGAAGGAUGCGACAUUCCUCACCGCAAAGGAAGCAAGCAGCAAAAGACCAACUUUAAGCAGCACCACCGACGACAAUCAUCGUCGCAGGAACAGGAAGAAGAGGAGGAAGAGCAAGCCGCCGAAGAAGAAGAGGAAAUUGAUGAGGCAGAAGAGCAGGAGGAAGAGUGAGCGGUUUACUCAACAAAAGAAAAUUUGACAUUAUUUGCUCUUCACUUCAUUGCGCCAUAUGCGGUUGGUUGGCUUGGUGAUGGAUCUGGGAACCGUUGAACGAAUGAUAGUUGAAUUAUCCACAAGAAAAUAAUAAAUGUACAUGUAUCUCUCUUCUGGCUUCUUGCAUCCUACUAAAAAAUGUUACAAAAUUGU